AGGACACGGGAUGGAGGGAGCGUGACAGCAGCAGAAAAAGAGGGAGAGAGAGAGAGAGAUCGCGCGGGACGGGAAAGGCACGGGGGACGAUCAGGGGCUCCGCGGAGUGCCAAAAAGAAGAAGAAGGAAAAAAGAGAGAAAGAGAGAGAGAGAGAGAGAGAGAAGAGAAGAGGCCGCGCCAUGUCGGAAGGGAUCGAUUCUCAGCCGGUGGCCCUCGGGGCGUCCCGGGUGGAACUCCGAGUCUCUUGCUGGAGCCUUCCGGAACGGGAGAGUGGCGUCAAACCGGAUCCGUGCAUGAUUCUCCAGCUGCUCAGCGACGGGCAGUGGAAUGAGGUGGGCCGCUCUGAGGUCCUCCGUGAGUCCCAGAAUCCCGUCUUCGCUCACGUCUUUGCCCUGGAUUAUUUCUUCGAGGAGAUGCAGCACCUGAAGUUCGAAGUCUACGACGGCAAUGGAGAAAGCGCCGAAAACAUUGGGUUGGAAGAGGACGCCUUGCUUGGGGUCGUGGAGUGUACCUUGGGACAGAUUGUCUCGCAGACCAAGGUUACAAAACUGCUGGUGUUGACAAACGGAGAGAUUGUGGAGGAGUCAACCAUCACGAUUGAAGCUGAGGAGGUUUCGAGAACCAACGAAUUUGUGCAACUCCAGUUUCACGGGGAAGAGCUGGACGACAAGGACUUCUUCAGCAAGUCUGACCCGUUCCUGGAGAUCUAUAAGGUCAGCGCCAACGACACGGAGCAUCUUGUCUGGAGGACAGAGGUGGUCAAGAACAAUCUGAGCCCCCGGUGGGAAUCAUUCCGUGUCUCCCUGCAGUCGCUGUGCAGCUGUGACCCUGACAAGACCAUCCGGUGUGUCAUUUAUGAUCAUGACUCCAGCGGAAAGCACGAUUAUAUUGGUGAAUUCAGCACCAACUUCCAGACGAUGUUACAGGCUUCCACGGGAGAUCAGGUGAAAUGGGAAUGUAUUAACCAAAAAUAUCUAGAAAAGAAGAAGCAUUACAAGAACUCUGGGUAUAUCGUUCUUACUCAGUGCAAGAUCGAGAAAGUCCACACCUUCCUGGAUUACAUUAUGGGUGGUUUACAAAUCUCCUUCACGGUGGCCAUUGACUUUACUGCCUCCAAUGGGGACCCUCGCAGUGAACAUUCCCUUCACUUCAUCAACCCUAAGGAACCCAACGAGUACCUGAAAACGUUGUCCUCCGUCGGCGAAAUCUGCCAGGAUUACGAUAGUGACAAGCGGUUCCCGGCUUUUGGAUUCGGUGCUCGGAUCCCGCCGGACUUUGAGGUCUCUCACGAUUUCGCGAUCAACUUUGACCCGGAGAACCCUGAAUGCGAAAGGAUCAGUGGUGUAAUCGAAGCCUACAAGCGCUGCCUGCCUCAGAUCCAGCUCUACGGCCCCACCAACGUUGCUCCCAUCAUCAACAAAGUGGCAGCCCCCGCUGCCGAGGAAGAGAAAACCAGCAUGCCCACGAAGUACCGCGUGCUUCUGAUCCUCACCGACGGCGUGGUGAGCGACAUGCCCGAAGCCUGCGAUGCCGUCGUCCGGGCUUCCCGCCUGCCUCUCUCCAUCAUCAUAGUGGGCAUUGGGAAUGCUGACUUCUCCGACAUGCGAGAGCUAAACGGGGACCGUGGGAUGCUAGAGAGCGAUGAAGGCCGAGCCGUCCGAGACAUCGUCCAGUUCAUCCCUGUCCGGGAAUUCAAGAAGGCUCCCGCCAACGCCCUCGCCAAGUACGUCCUGGCCGAGGUUCCGAAGCAGGUGGUGGAAUAUUAUGGGAGCAAAGGCAUCGCCCCAGGGACCCAGAGGUCUUCCUCCCCACAGUCCCAGUGAGAGACUCCCCAACACACCUUUCCACCCCUGGGCAUCCUUUGUCCAGCACCUUAAUGUGCCUGUUUCUCUACCCUGACACCUCUGUCUUGUAGCCUGUAGUCCCUUAGGGCCCCUCCUCGGUCUUUUAGAGCGGGGAAGAGAGAGAGAGAGAGAGAGAGAGAGCAAGAGAGAGCACUCCGCCUCUGGCCUCUUCCAGGCCUUCACCUCCGACUCAGGAUGGCAGCUGGAACGGCACUCCAUCCAGAUGUUCCCAGCUGUUUCCCCAUCUUCCCACCCGCCCCUCACAGACCCUCACCUCCUACUGCCUGCAGUGGUGAUUCCCAUGUCCUUUAAUAAACCAGCUCUC
This is a messenger RNA of Pogona vitticeps (central bearded dragon), 2170 nucleotides long. It is a transcript of the gene CPNE6, whose product is annotated as copine 6. Gene Ontology annotation, biological process: cellular response to calcium ion. Lineage: Eukaryota; Metazoa; Chordata; Lepidosauria; Squamata; Agamidae. The record is from RefSeq and is a predicted model, not a curated record. Gene Ontology annotation, molecular function: calcium-dependent phospholipid binding. Gene Ontology annotation, cellular component: plasma membrane.